Spirometra erinaceieuropaei is the source of this 372-nucleotide messenger RNA. NCBI's taxonomy places the organism in Eukaryota, Metazoa, Platyhelminthes, Cestoda, Diphyllobothriidea, Diphyllobothriidae. The record is from the annotation of a GenBank genome assembly.
AUGCAGAUUGAGAGUUUAGCCUGCUGGCAUGUUGCCGAUCUACAAACAGAGGAGAAGAAGAAGAAGAAGAAGAAGAAGAAGAAGAAGAAAAGGAAGAAGAAGAAGAAGAAGAAGAAGAAGAAGAAGAAGAAGAAGAAGAAGAAGAAGAAGAAGAAGAAGAAGAAGAAGAAGAAGAAGAAGAAGAAGAAGAAGCAGAAGGAGGAGGAGGAGGAGAAGAAGAAGAAGAAGAAGAAGAAGAAGAAGAAGAAGAAGAAGGAUGAGAGGGAGAAAGAGGUGGAGGGUGUGUCAGAUCUAGACACUCAAUUGUAUAGCCUCCCAGCCGUCGCAAGGCACUUUUCGAGUCUCUACUCGGUGAGAAGGGCGGGGCACUAG